GCGUUCGUUAAGAGUGGUCUUGUUAUUAGAUAUUAAAAAAACUAAAAUCAUGGCUGUAUUAGCUUUGUCAAAUCCUGUAGUUCAAUCGUACAUCGUUUAUUCAGCAAUUUUAGCGCUGAAAUUAAUUUCUGUGAGUGCUAUGACAACCAUCGCUCGUAUGACACGAGGCUCCUUUGGAAACCCCGAAGACGCGAAGGCAUUUAGGGGUAAGGUUAAGUUUGAUGACCCCGUCGUAGAGAGGAUUCGUCGCGCGCAUCUAAACGAUUUGGAAAAUAUUCCUGCCUUUUGGGUAUUGGCUGCAUUGUACUUGACAACAGAACCUGUGGCUGCAUGGGCAACGCUACUGUUCCGUGUAUACACACUAUGCAGGAUUAUCUAUACUAUUGUGUAUGCGUUGAUUCCUUUGCCGCAGCCGACUCGGAGUAUCGCCUAUGGAGUCCCGUCCAUUAUCAAAUGGUACAUGGGUUACCAAGUUGCCUUGUACUACAUCAGUGCUUUUUCGUACAUCGUUUAUUCGGCGAUUUUAGCGCUGAAGUUAUUAUCCGUCAGUGCUAUGACGGCCAUCGCUCGUAUGACACGAGGCAUUUACGCGAAUCCCGAAGACGCGAAGACAUUGAAGGGUAAGGUUAAGUUCGAUGACCCCGUCGUGGAGAGAAUUCGUCGCGCGCAUUUGAACGAUUUGGAAAACAUUCCCGCCUUUUGGGUGUUGGCUGCAUUGUAUUUGACAACAGGACCUGUGGCUGCAUGGGCAACGCUACUGUUCCGUGUAUACACAGUGAGCAGAAUUAUCCAUACUAUUGUGUAUGCGUUGAUUCCUUUGCCGCAACCGGCACGAGGUAUCGCCUAUGGAAUCCCAUACAUUAUCAAAUGGUACAUGGGCAUCCAAGUUGCCUUGUAUUACAUCAGUGCUGUGUAAUCUAAAUCUAGGACUUGUUAUCAAUGUGAUUUUUAUGUGUGGUUAUGGUUGCCUUUCAGUUUUUAUUAAAAUACUCAAAAUGUA
Papilio polytes (common Mormon) is the source of this 1000-nucleotide messenger RNA. RefSeq lists its product as uncharacterized. The coding region runs from base 50 to 916 and encodes 288 amino acids. The transcript has 3 exons. NCBI's taxonomy places the organism in Eukaryota, Metazoa, Arthropoda, Insecta, Lepidoptera, Papilionidae. The record is from RefSeq and is a predicted model, not a curated record. Gene Ontology annotation, cellular component: membrane.